GACUGACGGGGCAGUCGAAGCCAUGGAGCGUGAGGUGCAGCGGCUUCGCCGGGCGUUCCGAUCCGGCCGUUCGCGGCCCCUGCGGUUCCGGCUGCAGCAGCUCCAGGCCCUGCGGAGGAUGGUGCAGGAGCGCGAGGCGGACAUCCUGGCGGCCAUCGCCGCCGACCUGUGCAAGAGUGAAUUGAAUGCAUACAGUCAGGAAGUCAUUACCGUCCUUGGGGAAACUGACUUUAUGCUGAGUAAUCUUCCCGAGUGGGUCAGCGCUAAGCCGGUGAAGAAGAACCUGUUCACCAUGAUGGACGAGGCCUACAUUCAGGCGGAGCCUCUGGGAGUCGUCCUGAUCAUCGGAGCUUGGAACUACCCGUUCGUUCUCACCGUUCAGCCGCUGAUUGGAGCCAUCGCUGCAGGGAACGCCGUGAUCCUCAAGCCUUCUGAACUAAGUGAACACACGGCUAAGAUCUUGGCCAAGCUGCUCCCUCAGUAUCUAGGCCAGGACCUGUAUGCUGUCGUGAACGGUGGCGUGAAGGAAACCACGGAGCUCCUGAAGGAGCGCUUUGACCACAUCCUGUAUACGGGAAACGCUGCCGUCGGAAAGAUUGUCAUGGAAGCCGCUGCCAAGCAUCUGACCCCGGUGACUCUUGAACUGGGCGGGAAAAGUCCGUGUUACAUCGAUACAGACUGUGACCUGGACACGGUCUGCAGGCGCAUAACUUGGGGGAAGUACAUGAAUUGUGGCCAGACCUGCAUUGCUCCCGACUAUGUUCUCUGUGAAGCAUCCCUGCAGAACCAGAUUGUGCAGAAGAUCAAGGAAACCGUGCAGAUAUAG
This is a messenger RNA of Lepus europaeus (European hare), 826 nucleotides long. Its product is annotated as aldehyde dehydrogenase family 3 member A2-like. Gene Ontology annotation, biological process: aldehyde metabolic process. Gene Ontology annotation, cellular component: cytoplasm. The record is from RefSeq and is a predicted model, not a curated record. Gene Ontology annotation, molecular function: aldehyde dehydrogenase (NAD+) activity. Lineage: Eukaryota; Metazoa; Chordata; Mammalia; Lagomorpha; Leporidae. The transcript is spliced from 7 exons. The coding region runs from base 23 to 826 and encodes 267 amino acids.